GGAAAGGAAACAAUGACGACAAAACUUCUCAGGGAAGCGGUGGAUCUAAGGAUGACGAGAAGAAGGAUGGGGCCAACGGAGGAGCGGCCAAGCCCGGGAGUGCUGGGGCCACUCGGGAGGCAGCGAUGCGGGUGUUGCAGCUCUGCCAGAAGGGCGAGUGGCCACCCAUGGACCAAGUACUCAAGGGGCUGGAGAAGACCGUGGCUGCCGGGGGAGAAGACGUCAAUCCCUCACCACUGGCUGGGAUCAUGGAUCCGGCCACCGGGAUGACGCCAUUGAUGUUCGCUGUGAAGGAGAAUCGAACGUCGUUCGUGGACCGCAUGAUCGAGCUGGGCUGUGACAUCACUGCCAGGAACAAUGACAACUACAAUGCGCUGCACAUCUCGUCCAUGUUCUCCAGGGAAGAUGUUGUCAAAGUUCUUCUCAACAAGAAGGGGGUGGACGUCUACGCUCCGGGAGGGGCCAGACAGCAAACAGCAGUACACUUGGUGGCUAGCAGACAAACGGGCACCGCCACCUCCAUACUGCGAGUGCUACUGGCGGCCGCGGGCAAGGAGAUCAGGAUGCGGGCUGACUCGAAAGGGAAGAUACCUCUGCUGCUUGCUGUCGAGGCGGGGAACCAGUCUAUGUGCAGAGAACUGCUGAGUCAGCAAACAGCUGAUCAGUUGAAGGCGACCACAGACAACGGCGACACCGCGCUUCAUCUGGCUGCCAGGAGGAGGGAUGUGGACAUGGUGCGCAUCCUGGUGGACUACGGGGCCAAUGUGGACUCGCAAAAUUCGGAAGGGCAGACAGCUCUACACAUUGCCUCUGCCGAAGGUGAUGAAACUCUAGUCAAGUAUUUCUACGGGGUCCGUGCCAGUGCUUCCAUUAUUGAUAAUCAAGAUCGGACCCCAAUGCACCUUGCGGCAGAGAACGGCCAUGCUUCCAUCAUAGAGCUGCUGGCAGACAAGUUCAAGGCUUCCAUCUUCGAGCGGACCAAGGAUGGCAGCACGCUCAUGCAUAUAGCCUCUCUCAACGGCCAUGCUGACUGUGCCAUGAUGCUGUUCAAAAAGGGUGUCUACCUUCAUAUGCCUAACAAGAACGGUGCUCGCAGCAUACACACAGCAGCAAGGUACGGCCAUGUUGGAAUCAUCAACACACUUCUACAAAAGGGGGAGAAAGUUGACGUCACUACUUCGGACAAUUACACCCCUUUGCACAUUGCUGUGGAGUCUUGCAAACCCGCAGUUGUGGAGACCUUGCUGGGUUAUGGGGCUGAUGUUCAUAUAAGAGGUGGCAAAAACAAGGAGACCCCGUUACACAUAGCCUCAAGAGUGAAAGACGGAGAGAAGUGUGGGUUGAUGCUGCUCAAGUCAGGAGCUGGACCUAACCUAGCCACAGAAGACGGACAGACUCCCGUACAUGUAGCAGCAAGCAACGGAAACCUGGCCACUCUGCUUCUACUGCUGGAGGAUGGCGGAGACCCUAUGUUUAAAUCCAAGAAGGGAGAGACGCCUCUACAUCUAGCAUGUGCCAACUGUCACGCUGACAUAGCCAAGCAUCUCCUAGACUUUGUGAAAGCCAAUAACAGUACAGAGGUAUCGACUGGGUUUGCAAACACCGUAAAUGAAGAUGGCGCAUCAGCGCUACACUACGCGGGACAGGUGACGAAGGCUGAAAUUGCUCACAGAGAGAAUCCACUGGAAGAUAAGGAAGUUGUGAGAUUGUUACUGGAAGCUGGAGGAGAUGUUAACAUUCAAACACAUAAGAUGAUGGAGUCAGCCUUCCACUACAUCGCAGUGACUGGCAACAACGACACCCUGCUGGAGAUGCUGGCCCACAUGAGCUCUACGGAGGCUCAGAAGGCAUUGAACCGACAGAAUGUGAUGGGCUGGACUCCCCUGUUGAUAGCAUGUCAUCACGGACACACAGAUAUGGUUAAUACUCUGCUGGCCAAUCAUGCGAGAGUGGACGUGUUCGAUAUUGAGGGGAGGUCUGCGCUGCAUCUUGCUGCAGAACAGGGCUACCAACAGGUCUGUGACGCUUUACUGACCAACAAAGCUUUCAUCAACAGCAAGUCCAGAGUUGGAAGAACAGCUCUACACUUGGCAGCCAUGAAGGGAUUUGCAAACCUCUGCAAGUUCCUGAUCCAAGACCACAACGCCAUGAUAGAUGUGUUGACACUCCGCAAGCAGACCCCUCUACACCUUGCAGCUGCGGCUGGUCAGCUGGAAGUCUGUCGCCUGCUGCUGGAGCUUGGUGCCUCCAUAGACGCUACAGACGACCAGGGACAGAAGCCUAUACAUGUGGCUGCACAGAACAACUUUCCUGAGGUCGCCCAACUAUUCCUUCAACAGCAUCCUAGCUUGGUGAUGGCCAGCACUAAGGAUGGCAACACAUGUGCCCACAUAGCAGCCAUGCAGGGUUCAGUUCGUGUGAUCGAGGAGCUGAUGAAGUUUGACCGCACAGGUGUCAUAUCUGCCCGCAACCGAGUCACAGAGGCGACUCCGCUACAACUGGCAGCUGAGGGCGGACACGCUGAUGUGGUCAAAGUGUUGGUGCGAGCUGGAGCUUCCUGUACUGACGAGAAUAAGGCCGGAUUCACCGCAGUCCAUCUUGCAGCACAGAACGGCCACGGCCAAGUUUUAGAAGUUAUGAAGUCUUCCCAAUCUCUACGUGUUUCUAGUAAAAAGCUCGGAGUCACGGCUCUUCAUGUGGCAGCUUACUUUGGCCAAGCAGACACUGUUCGAGAGCUUCUAGCGAGUGUUCCGGCCACAGUCAAGUCAGAUCCGCCAACCGGAGCUAGUCUUGUGGGCGAACUGGGUAACGAGUCAGGGAUGACUCCAUUACACUUUGCCGCAUACUCCGGCAACGAGAACGUCGUCAGGCUGCUUCUAAACUCUGUCGGGGUGCAAGUGGACGCAGCCACCACUGAGAAUGGCUACAACCCGUUGCAUUUGGCUUGUUUUGGUGGUCACAUCACAGUUGUGGGGCUGCUGUUGAGUAGAUCCUCGGAUCUUCUACACUCCUCUGAUAAGCACGGAAAGACAGGACUCCAUGUUGCAGCAACCCAUGGCCACUACCAGAUGGUGGAGGUGCUGCUGGGACAAGGGGCGGAGAUAAAUGCUACGGAUAAGAACGGAUGGACGGCGUUGCACUGUGCUGCCCGCGCCGGCUGUUUUGAUGUAGUUAGGUUGUUGGUUGAGUCUGGUGCAUCUCCCAAGUCAGAGACCAACUACGGGUCUGCUCCAAUCUGGUUCGCUGCCUCCGAAGGUCACAAUGACGUCCUGGAGUAUCUGCUGACCAAGGAACACGACACGUACAACCUCAUGGAGGAUAGAAGGUUUGUGUAUAACCUCAUGGUGUGCAGCAAGAAGCACAAUGAUAAGCCAAUGCAGGAAUUCAUCCUUGUGUCUCCAGCACCUGUGGACACAGCAGCUAAAUUGUCAGCCAUAUAUAUACAACUGUCUAGCAAGGAAAAAGAGCGAGCCAAAGAUCUAAUUUCGGCAGGUCAGUUCUGCGAGGGGAUGGCUACAGAGUUGUUAGCUCUUGCGGCCGGCGCAGACUCUGCAGGUAGAAUACUCACAGCUACAGACCGUAGAAACAUGGAGUUUCUGGACGUACUCAUUGAGAAUGAACAGAAGGAAGUCAUCGCACAUACUGUGGUCCAGAGAUACUUGCAGGAACUGUGGCAAGGGAGUCUCGGUUGGGCAGCAUGGAAGACGAUGCUCCUCUUCAUCACGUUCAUCAUUUGUCCUCCGGUCUGGAUCUACUUCACUCUCUCCCUCGGCCACAAGUACAACAAGAUCCCUAUCAUCAAGUUCAUGUCCUACCUCACGUCUCACAUCUACCUGAUGAUCCUGCUGAUGUUGGUUGGCAUCACACCUAUCUACCAGGUGGUGAGAUCUACUCUCAACCCGUACUGGUACGAGUGGGCACUGCUAGUGUGGCUAUCAGGGCUGUUGUUAUCCGAACUGACCAACCCGAGUGAUAAAACUGGCCUCGGCUGGAUCAAAGUGACAGUGUUACUGUUCGGAAUAUUCGGCGUAGCUUUGCAUCUAGUUGGCUACUUAAUAGAGAGACUUUACUGGCCAACGCUGAUGUACCUGAGAAAUCAGCUGUUUGCGUUGUCGUUCCUCUUAGCUUGUGUACAGAUUUUAGACUUUUUAUCGUUUCAUUACCUGUUCGGUCCUUGGGCCAUCAUUAUCGGUAAUCUGAUGAAAGACUUGGCCAGGUUUCUAGCCGUGCUGGCGAUUUUCAUUUUCGGUUUCGCUAUGCAUAUCGUCGCGCUGAAUCAACCGUUCAAGAAUCAAACUCCAGAGGAGAUCAGAGCGGGGCAGCACAACCACAAGUAUGUUCCUCCAACGUACGGUUACUUCGCUGAGGUGCGACUGAACCCAAUGUCUGCCCUGGAGUUCCUGUUCUUUGCUGUAUUUGGUCAGACAACGCCAGACAACUUGAAGACAAAAGACACGACACAGCCGGAGUGGACGUUGUACUUGUUCAAAUUUGUGUUUGGUAUCUACAUGUUGGUGUCGGUGGUUGUACUCAUCAAUCUACUGAUUGCUAUGAUGAGUGACACUUACCAGAGAAUCCAGGCACAAUCUGACAUUGAAUGGAAGUAUGGUCUGGCGAAGCUGAUUCGUAAUAUGCACAGAACCACAACCACUCCUUCCCCCAUCAACCUCAUCACAACUUGGCUCAUGUAUCUCCUCAGAAUAUGUAAGCGAAGAAUGAUGCAGAGGAAGAGGCCAAGUUUGGUGCAGAUGAUGGGGCUACAGUCACGCUCUCGAGUCAGCGCAAGAUCCAAAAUGGGCGCCAAGUGGUUGGCCAAAGUCAAAAAGGGACAGGUGGCGCCGAAAGGUAGAGAAUCCGUAGCGUUGAGUGUGGUUCACCUCAGCCCUCUUGGAUCUCAGUUGAGUUUCAGUAACGCUGCGACAAGGAUAGAAAACAUCAUUGAUUGGGAAAUGAUCGCGAAUAAAUACCGAGCUCUUAUUGGUGAGCUGAAUGAAUCCAACCAAUCAGGGGGCGACAACGGAGAACCAGCUAAUGCUUCCGGAGACUCUACAGCUCCAGCAAUGACCAAUCAGAGCUAAGAACCAACAUGUUGCAUAGAGUAUGAAGUUUAGUGACCAAUGAGUAAUGGAUUCAUUGUGAAAGGGUGUCUGUGGUAUUUUGAUUUGAACAAAGACAACACCCGCUGUAACCAUUAUAGUAUGUCUACUGUCUUUCAAUUGUGAUGCUGGAACAAAAACAAUCGCUGGAAAAAAGCUGUAAACUUAUAUUUGCUGCUAAAUGUGUGUAUAAUUCAUACACCAGGGUUCAAUAUAAAUUAAAAAGCAUCAGCCUUUUUUUAAUUGAAUUUUUGGAUUCAUCUUAAAAAUUAAAACAUUGGAUGGAGGGAUAUGUAUUGAAACGUCUUUACUUUGAAAUUCUUUAUAGGCAAAGUUUUUUGAGCGCUUAGCUAUAAGACGAAUCUGUAUGCCUAUGACUAAAGAAUUAAUUGGUCUUUUGAAUGGAAAUUUCAGUUUAGACUGUUUACUCAUUCAAUACAAUUUGUGAAUUUUUAUUCGGGAAGCCCUCAGAGCCUGUUCCAAGACUUAAACCG
Molecule: messenger RNA, 5590 nt
Organism: Macrosteles quadrilineatus (aster leafhopper)
Lineage: Eukaryota; Metazoa; Arthropoda; Insecta; Hemiptera; Cicadellidae
Gene: nompC
Product: serine/threonine-protein phosphatase 6 regulatory ankyrin repeat subunit A
Exons: 28
Coding region: 126-5078 (1650 amino acids)
Biological process (GO): calcium ion transmembrane transport; GPI anchor biosynthetic process
Cellular component (GO): glycosylphosphatidylinositol-N-acetylglucosaminyltransferase (GPI-GnT) complex; membrane
Molecular function (GO): calcium channel activity; protein binding
Source: RefSeq, a predicted model, not a curated record